AUGGAAUGUAUUUGCAUUUACGUCAUGUAUUUCCGUUCAGACAAAGAGCUCAUCAAUAUUUCCCCUGCUCUCGAUCAUCUCAACACUCCCGUUGUGAAAAAGAUUAGCCCAGGGCUCAGUUCAUUCCAAGAUCAUCCACAUGAAGCAGCUGAGUAUGUGAAGCCGCUUCUGGAUUAUGUUUCACAGUUUAUUCCUCUUGACAAGUUACCGUAUACACCAGUCUUUCUUCUCGCAACGGCGGGAAUGCGGCUUGUUCCGGAAAAACAACAGCAAGCCAUUCUCUACGAUCUCCACACGAAACUCCCGCAAAUGACACCGAUGCAGAUAAUGAAAGAGCACAUCCGAAUAAUUGAAGGCAGAUGGGAAGGAAUCUACAGUUGGAUAGCUAUCAAUUAUAUUUUAGGAAAUUUCAAAGGUGGCUGGAACUCCUCGCUUGUAAGACCUGAAACAGUAGGAAUGAUUGAUAUGGGUGGUGCUAGUAUGCAAAUUGCUUUCGAGAUGGAUCAAAAAGACGAGUUUAGAAGUGAAAAUGUAGAGAAU
Molecule: messenger RNA, 540 nt
Organism: Cylicostephanus goldi
Lineage: Eukaryota; Metazoa; Nematoda; Chromadorea; Rhabditida; Strongylidae
Source: the annotation of a GenBank genome assembly